Messenger RNA from Miscanthus lutarioriparius, 1335 nucleotides. The record is from the annotation of a GenBank genome assembly. NCBI's taxonomy places the organism in Eukaryota, Viridiplantae, Streptophyta, Magnoliopsida, Poales, Poaceae.
AUGUUCACCAGAGGAGGCGGUGGGGAAACAGCAGUCCGCCGGCGGCUGCUCCUCGCGCGGGUGGGGAAGAGGGAAGGGAGAGGCGAAGCAGCUCGUGUCGUGCUCAAUGGAGGACCAGAAGAGGCGACGGGGAAACAGCAGCCCGCCGGCGGCUGCUCCUCGCGCGGAUGGGGAACAGGGGAGGUGGAGGCGGAGUCUCGGCGGCAGCAGCUUCUACCGGCGGCGCGGGCGAACGCGUUCGUGCGGGUUGACUCAACUGCUUGCGAAUCAUCAGGACGAGUUACCAACCUUAAGUCCCAGUUGUCAUCAUUGGAGAGAGAGAAUGUUGAACUUAGGAGGCAGAUUAAUGAACUAUCCAUGAAACUUCAAAUAGCUGGACAAGGAAAAGAUGAGACUUUGUACAAGCCUGGUCCGUUUGGAACUGUCAAGGCUUUGAGAACAAAUCCAACAGUAACCCCUGAUGAAUCUGUUAAUCCCAGGUUGGCCAAGGUAUUGGAAGAGGUUGCUGUGAAAAAGGAACUCAUUGUUGCAUUGGCAAACAACAAUGUGAGGGAGAUGCUCGAAGUUUGGUUUACCAAUAUCAAACGAGUUGGUAUUCCAAACUACCUGGUUGUGGCAUUGGAUGAUAAUAUAGAAAGCUUAUGCAAAUCUAAAGGGGUUCCAGUCUACCGGCGUGAUCCUGAUGAAGGCAUCGAUAACAUUGCAAAAACUGGUGGAAACCAUGCCGUCUCUGGACUUAAGUUUCGUGUUUUAAGGGAGUUCUUGCAACUUGGAUAUAGUAUUCUCCUCUCUGACAUUGAUAUUAUUUUCUUGAGGAAUCCAUUUGAGCACCUUUACAGAGAUUCUGAUGUGGAGUCCAUGAGUGAUGGCCACAAUAACAUGACAGCUUAUGGUUUCAACGACGUGUUUGAUGAGCCUUCUAUGGGUUGGGCCAGAUAUGCUCACACAAUGCGGAUUUGGGUUUACAACUCUGGGUUUUUCUAUAUUAGACCAACAAUUCCUUCUAUUGAACUUCUUGAUCGUGUGGCUGGCCGCCUUUCUCAUGAGCCAAAGUCAUGGGACCAGGCAGUUUUCAACGAGGAGCUGUUCUUCCCGUCUCAUCCUGGUUAUGAAGGCCUUCAUGCAUCCAGGAGAACCAUGGAUAUUUAUCUUUUCAUGAACAGCAAAGUCCUCUUCAAGACAGUGAGGAAAGACGCUCAGCUCAAGAAGCUAAAGCCAGCGAUUGUGCAUUUGAACUACCAUCCUGACAAGUUAAAGCGAAUGAAAGCGGUCAUCGAGUUCUAUGUCAAUGGCAAACAAGAUGCACUGCGUCAUUUCCCUGAUGGGUCAGAAUGA